Molecule: messenger RNA, 1782 nt
Organism: Porites evermanni
Lineage: Eukaryota; Metazoa; Cnidaria; Anthozoa; Scleractinia; Poritidae
Source: the annotation of a GenBank genome assembly
AUGUCUUCGAUUCUAUCAGCAGUGUUUAAAGUCACCUUUGGCUUGAUUUUAAAGAAAGGAAGAGACGUAGCGGCAGAGAAGUUGAAACAGGGUGACGUGACAGAUCAGAAAUUUCGUGGCCUGAUCGUGCGUGAAAUGGAAGAUCUCAAAACGAAGUUAGAUGGGCUAUCACGAAAGGAUCUUGGGGCAGCUCUAGAUUUCUUUGAAACAGGACUUCGGUAUUUAAAUGACGCCGUCGAUGCAACGCGUAGUGGAAAGAACACUGAGGCUGGAGUAGGGGAAACUAAAGGAAACAAACAGAUCAAAGAAGAUCAUUUCGAUGAAUUGACUUUGCCUUUAUCCCGUGAACCUCAGAAAGCUGUUCUCCUCGCCGCUGGAAUGGGAAACAUGCAAUUGACUGAGCUUGAUGAAACAGUGAAAAGUGCGCUUUCUGACGCAAAAGAGAGAUUCAAAAUGGCUCGAGAAAAAGCAACAGAUGCUUCCAACAACGAAAGCCUCAGCACGUUUGAUCGCAUUACAGCCAUACGAUAUCGUGUGAUGGCGGCAAUGUUAGAGUCAGCAUCUGAGGCUGUGAGAACCACGGAGGACUUGAACAGCACUUUCAAGAGAGCAUUACCAGAGUGUGAACAGUGCAUUCAGAAACUACACUCCCUUCCAGCUGUUCAGAACAGUUUUAAAGUCGAGACAGACAGAGGCGUCCUCAAGAUCAGGAGUCGGUUCGGUUCAGGUGAAAGGAGAAAGAUAAUCUCCGCGGUAUGCCAGGUAAAUCGUGCCAUUUACGAUGCAACACAAGCAGUCGGUAAAUACGUACAUUUCUGGAUCUGGCCAUAUAUUGAUACUGGAGAAGAUAAAGUUGACCCCCUGCGCGAUGAAAGAGUAGUGCAGGCAAUGUGCAAAAUUGAUAUGAAGUAUUGCUGUUUUACGCCAUGGUCGUUUGUUCCAAAGGGUACAAGCAAGUACAUGCUCAAUGAGCCUGUUCGUAUCGCCGGUAAUAUUGAUGGAAAAUUCCUUAUACUAGAUAAUGUGAAGUCCAAAUUUUACUUGAAGUCGUUUGACAGCAAGGGAAAGUUUUAUUCCUGUUUUGAGUUGCAACCUAAUGACCUGGAUUCAAAGUUAGAAAUAUGCGAUGUCGCUAUUGGAGACGCUGGGAAUGACAGUAAGAUCUAUGUCCUGUUUGACCAGAAAAAGGAGCCGAGACCGGCAUUUGGGGAAGUGCAAGUUUUUACCAGCAGCGGCGACCCACUGCACAAGUUUCCUGUAGAUAUGGGUAGAAGAAAAUUGUGGCGCAACGGCCUGGCAUGUAGCCGUGGAAAAGCAGUGGUGUUGAAUAAACAAUGUGCAAAUGUAUAUGAUCGGAAUGGUGAAUUUGUUUGUACCUUUGGUAAAGGAGUGUUCAAGUACGCAGCAGAUAUCACUGCCUCUUAUGAUAGUCGCCUCAUGAUAUUAGACAAACAUGACGCCUGUAUUCACAUCUUCACUGUAGAGGGACAACAGCUUUCCAAAUUUAAUAUCAACUUAAACUGUGAUUCAGUCCUUUCUCACAGUGAAUGUUGCAUUGCAUGUCACCUGGCAGAUGAACAUAUCGCCGUUGCUGAAUGUGAACAAGAAACGAAACGUCUGAGGGUAACUUUGUACACUGCAAACGGAGAAUUUGUACGCAAAAUUGAGUUGGAUAAACAAGUGUAUUCGGUUAAGCAAAUUGCGGUAAGCAGCAAUGGUCAGAUUGCUGUACAUGUACUUAGUAGGUUUUGUGACCGCGCGAACGAAGUAAUAGUCUUUUGA